AUGGCGUCCCGCAAGAAACCGAACACCUCCCGCAAAAAGGACGGCAUCCACUUUGUCAACGCCCGCCCCGCCUCGGAGACCGAACGCCUGAAAGCGCAACGCCUCGUACGAGCCCACGUCGGCCGCUGGAUCUCCGACCAGACCAAGGACCGUUCAACUGCCCUCGAAGCCACUCGUCGCACUCCUCGCCCCGUCCGCGACUCUAUCUCGCCGCUAUCCAGUGAUCAUGCCGGCCCCUCAUCCUACACCCUCGUGUCGCGUCCAACCUAUUCUCCCCAUUGCGCAGAUACCAUCGGGCCAGGUCUUCCCCGCUUCCAAGACCGUCGGCGUCAAUGGGAGAGCUCGCCCUUCCCUCCGUCGCACGCGAGCGACAGUAGCGAUAGUAGUGAUGACAAUAGCUCCGUGACCGCGACCCCGAGCGAGCCCGCCCAUUCUUGGGAAACGGUCCGCAUUGAGCCUCCCAUCACUGGCGUCAUGGAUCCUUUCAGCACAUAUCCGUCUUCUUUCUCGCCCGAGGUCGUCAAUCUCAGCGAGCAAUACUUCCUCUGGCCAGGCCUUGUGCCGACCCGCGCAAAUUUGAAAGAAGCGGGAGAGUCUUGGUUCCCGCUUUCGCUAUCCGACCCCGCUCUGUUUACAGCGUUCAUGUUCGGCUCUUUAUGCCAUCAGCGUGUCCAAUGGUUAAAUAAUUGGGUGCCGAGGAACGCCUGGGGCCCGAAACAUGAGCGCAUACUACAGCUGUGUGAAAUGGAGGCGAUCAAGUUAAUCAAUCAAGCCGUAAGGGAUCCUUCGCGGGCCGCGAGUGACGCCGUGCUCUUGAGCGUUAUCUGUAUGGCGCAUCAUCAGCCCGAAAACACUAGACGCCAGCGACAUCAGAAGACGCCGUUCAAUCCGCCUUUUCAACGCUUGCAAUGGAUUGACGUAUAUGGGUGUCUGCCGCCGAACUUGAUCCACAUUAGUGGCCUGGUCCAGAUGAUCAAGCUUCGUGGUGGCUUGGAGAAUAUCCAGUUCACGGGGCUACCCCCUACAAUCACCUUCUCGGACAUUUUCACUGCCUCGGUCUUCUGCACUCACCCAGGAUUCGCCUUCUGGCCUCUCGACGUGUCUCGCAACGGCAUCACUCUACAGGAAUUAUUAGGGUUCGGACCGUCAGACAUUGAGCAUGGCUUCGGCCGACUCCAAGAUAUCGGCAUCACCCCUAGUAUGGCAGAAGCCUUCCAAGCCGCCUUCACAUAUAUCAACAUCGUCCGAGCCAGUCUAGUCAACGGCUAUGACCACCCAUUGCUUGUCGACCAGCGAAAUCUCACCCAGCACACUCUCCUAUCUCUCCUACCAGCCUCCGACAUUCUCAACUCAUUCCCACAUCCCACUGAAGCAACUACGUACGAGAUCUGCCGACUUACCGCAUUAAUUUUCGGCGUCGGUGUCAUAUUCCCAAUUCCCGCGCAAAACACGCCUCUCGGAAAUUUGGCAAAGCAAAUCCAGGCUCAACUUUGUCUACCCACCGCUUCUGCCAUGUGGUCCGCCCCGCGCAACCGAAUCCCCCCUAGUGGUAUUGCGGCAACAGAUACACCCGAACGACCAUUCUUCGUCUCGGCACUCGCUGAAACCGCUCGACGAAGCGGGCUAAGCACCUGGUCCCAAAUCAGAAGUACUCUGGACAUGAUGCUCUGGUAUGAUAUGGCCUGCGACGAAGCCGGUCAAAUCCUAUGGCUUGAAGCGAGCACAAGCCCGACAUUGAGACCUAUCGAAUGA
This is a messenger RNA of Penicillium maclennaniae, 1752 nucleotides long. RefSeq lists its product as uncharacterized. Bases 1 to 1752 code for a protein of 583 amino acids. The record is from RefSeq and is a predicted model, not a curated record. The transcript is spliced from 4 exons. Lineage: Eukaryota; Fungi; Ascomycota; Eurotiomycetes; Eurotiales; Aspergillaceae.